AUGUCGCCGCUGGUGUUGCUGCUACUAUUAGCGACCGCGUUGCGAGUCCUAGCCACCGGCACCGCCGUCGCAAAGAAAACCUGCCAGUCAAGCUGCGGUGGCGUCGACAUCCCCUACCCAUUCGGCAUCGGCGAGAACUGCUUCCGGCCGGGCUUCCAGAUCAUCUGCGAGAAGGACCCAUACGGAAGCGAGAAGGUACGCGUGCUUAGCCUCCACGUGCAGCCACGUGCGGAGGUCCGGGUGAUGCUGAAUGUGGCGUUUCAGUGCUUCAAGCCCGACGGUAAUGUGAUCUGGCAAUACAACGGCGGUGUGAAUAUGACGGAGAAUAGCGUCUACCGGAUCUCCAGCGCCGAGAACCAGCUCUUCGUCCUCGGCUGUAGCACCUUCAUCUACGCCGGCAGCGGGCCGCCUGGCCUCCACUCCCGGUCCUACUAUGGCGGGUGCGUGGCCUACUGCAAGGACUCCAGCACCCCGCAGAACAAUGCCUGCGACGGCAUUGGCUGCUGCCGCAGCAACAUCCCACCGGGCCUCACCGACACCCAAAUGCAGCUAAGCACAUGGUCGCACAAAGGUCUGGAGUACAGCCCCUGCAACUACGCAUUCAUCGUGGAGAAAGAUUACUAUUCCUUCAGGGCGGCUGACCUGCUAGGCAUGCCAAAGAACAAGACCAUGCCAAUGCGCCUCGACUGGGCAAUCCGGGACUCGGGAUUAUCCUGCAACAGUACCCAGCAGGGCGCUUGCGUCAGCGGCAACAGCGGUUGCGCUAAUUCCAUCAAUGGGCCGGGAUAUGUCUGCCACUGUUUAGACGGCUACAAGGGUAACCCUUACGUCAGAAACGGUUGCCAAAGGAUUGUCCUAGGUGUAUCCUUUAUAGUUAUUGCUCUACUGUUAGCACUAGUUUUCUUCCAAAAGAGACAACUGGACAAAUCAUUUGAAAAGAACGGGGGUAAGAUACUUGAGAAUGUGAAAGGCCUGACCAUUUUCACCAAGGAGGGACUAAAGAAAAUCACAAGAAACAAUUCAGACUUUCUUGGUAAUGGAAGCUUUGGUAAAGUCUAUAAAGGAAUUCUCCCUGAUGAUACUAUUGUCGCAGUCAAGGCAUCUAUCAUUAUAAAUGAAGAUACAAGGAAAGACUUCACCGAUGAAGUGGAGAUUCAGAGCAACAUGAUCCAUAAGAAUAUUCUUCGACUUGUAGGUUGCUGCCUUGAGGUGGAGGUCCCAAUGCUAGUAUAUGAGUUUGCGGCUAAUGGAAGCCUCCAAGACAUUCUCCACCAGAAUAAAAACCAAGAACUUCCAUUGGACUUGCGUUUGGAUAUUGCAAUUGGGUCUGCGGAAGGAUUAAAAUACAUGCACUCGUCCACAACUCAAGCCAUACGACAUGGUGAUGUCAAGCCAGACAACAUACUCCUUGAUGACAAGUUAACACCAAAAAUCUCUGAUUUUGGGUUGUCAAAGCUGAUUAAAGAGGGACAAUUUGCCAAGACAGUAGUAGGGUGCAUGGGUUAUAUAGACCCGGUUUUCUUGAAAACAGGCCUUUUAACACAGAAAAGUGAUGUCUACAGCUUUGGAGCUGUUCUCCUGGAACUCAUUACUGGGAAGAAGAAUGUAUAUGAUGAGAACCAAAGCCUCAUCAUUGAAUUCUGUAAACUUUAUGAGAAAGGCAAUGGUGGGAGGGCUAUGUUUGACAAGGAGAUUGCAAAUGAAGAAGACAUGUUUGUCUUAGAAGAAAUUAGCAAACUAGCUGUUGAAUGUCUAUGCGAAGACAUAGAAGUGCGACCAGAUAUGACAGAGGUGGCUGAGAGACUGGUUAUGCUCAGGAGAGACAAGAGACUUAAGAAUACACUCUCAACAUAUGGGCACUUGGAGGAUAUCACCAUGGCCGGGUCACCAAUGCAGCAACGAACCUAGCUACUAUUCAUGCCAUUCUUUGGUGCAACUCCGCCCAUUUACCAAUGGUCAGUAAGUGCGCACCCACUCCCGUAAAGAUUGGUUUCUGAGUGUUAUGUUAUUGUAACUUUAUU
Molecule: messenger RNA, 2021 nt
Organism: Lolium perenne
Lineage: Eukaryota; Viridiplantae; Streptophyta; Magnoliopsida; Poales; Poaceae
Product: wall-associated receptor kinase 2-like
Biological process (GO): protein phosphorylation; cell surface receptor signaling pathway
Cellular component (GO): plasma membrane
Molecular function (GO): ATP binding; polysaccharide binding; protein serine/threonine kinase activity
Source: RefSeq, a predicted model, not a curated record